CGUUGGGCGCUAAGCAUCAUUUAAAGCAAAGACCAAUCCACAAAUCCCCCUCGUCUCGUCAACCACUCUCUCUCCCUCUCAAUUCCUCAAACCCUAGUCCAUGACGACGGCCUCCGGCGACUCCCACCAUCGGCCAUCCCUCCUCCGCCGCCACCGCUGCCUCCUCAUCUCCCUCGUCGUCAUCGUCCUCCUGAUCGUCCUAAUCCUCAUCCUCUACUUCACCCUCUUCCGAUUCCACGAUCCAACCACCGAACUCAUCUCCGCCCGCGUCGACGGCGUCUCUCCGAGCAUCAGCAUCCCGGCGAUCCGGAUCAGUCUCAAUCUCUCCCUCUUCCUCCAGAUCCGCGUCCACAACCCCAACCCCGCCUCCUUCACCCACUCCGCCGGCACCGCCCUCUUAUUCUACAACGGCGUCCAGGUCGGCGAUGCCCUGGUGGAACCCGGCCGGAUCCCGUCCAAGGGAUCGGAGAUUCUCAGCUGCGAACUGACCGUGCAAGCCGACAAGAUCGCCGGCGACUUGACGAAGCUUCUGAGUGAUGUGGUGGCCGGCGAGGUAGGGUUCGAUUCGAGCACUAGGGUUCCGGGGAGGGUGAAAUUUCUAGGGCUUUUUAAGCACCACGCUGUCGCGUUAUCAGAGUGCCACGUGAUCAUUGGGUUCCCUAAUAUCAAGGUCAAGAGCCAGGCAUGCACUCAGCACACCAAGCUCUGAUCUUUUUAAUUAUUUCACAUAAAUAUUUUUAUAUAUUUUUAUUUUUUUAUUUUUAGUUUGGG
Messenger RNA from Dioscorea cayenensis subsp. rotundata (Guinea yam), 771 nucleotides. RefSeq lists its product as uncharacterized. The transcript has a single exon. The record is from RefSeq and is a predicted model, not a curated record. NCBI's taxonomy places the organism in Eukaryota, Viridiplantae, Streptophyta, Magnoliopsida, Dioscoreales, Dioscoreaceae. The coding region runs from base 101 to 709 and encodes 202 amino acids.